Messenger RNA from Urocitellus parryii (Arctic ground squirrel), 2085 nucleotides. Lineage: Eukaryota; Metazoa; Chordata; Mammalia; Rodentia; Sciuridae. The record is from RefSeq and is a predicted model, not a curated record.
AUGCAUGCAAGGAGGAUCUUGGAGACCAGCCACCCACUGGCCUCUUCGGGAACAGCCAGCCAACGCCCACCCUGGGGGUUGAACCGGAGGCCGGGGCUGGAGACCUGUGUAUUCUGGAGGCUGCUCUUGCAAGAAAGAACCAGAAACCUGCUGCACACGCGGGAGGGCGGGCAGCGCGCCGGGCCUGGCCGGGUCCGCGGGCUGCGCUGGGUGCGCGGCGCAGGGACAGCCUCCCCGGGGCGCGCGCAGCAGAGAGGACCUCGCAGCCCAGGCGACCCCGCAGCCGAGGUGCCGCAGGAUCUGACGUCCCCGGAGCUGAGCUGGGCUCCCCCGAGACCCCUCUGCAGGAGCUGUCUGGCCGUGGCCCUGGGUCUGUGGCUGGGAGGGACGCCGUCCGCCUGCAGGGAUGUGGCUGACUCGAGGCCCAACAUCCUACUGAUGAUGGCGGAUGACCUUGGCAUUGGAGACCUCGGCUGCUAUGGCAACAAGACCCUAAGGACUCCAAACAUCGACCGGCUUGCAGAAGACGGGGUGGUCCUGACCCAGCACAUCGCCGCGGCGUCCGUGUGCACCCCGAGCAGGGCUGCUUUCCUGACGGGCAGAUACCCCAUUCGCUCAGGCAUGGUUUCCAGCAAUGCUUUCCGUGUUCUCCAGUGGACAGCAGCAGCCGGGGGCCUGCCCACCAAUGAGAUAACUUUUGCAAAAAUAUUGAGAGACCAAGGCUACGCCACUGGACUAAUAGGAAAAUGGCACCUGGGGCUGAACUGUGAGUCUCCCCGCGAUCACUGCCACCACCCGCAGGCCCACGGGUUCGACAGCUUCCUGGGGAUGCCCUUCUCCAUGAUGGCCGACUGCGCGCGCUGGGAGCUGUCGGAGAAGCGCGCGGGCCUGGAGCGCAGCCUGGGCCUCUGGGUCCAGGUCCUGGCCGUGGGCUCGCUCACGCUGGCGGCGGCCCGCCUCACCCGGCUCACCAGCUCCUGGCUGCCCGCCCUCGGGGCCGCCCUGGCGGCUGCUGUCCUGCUCACGGCCGCGCGCUUCGUGGGCCACCUGAUCCUGCACGCGGACUGCUUCCUGAUGAGGAACCACACUGUCACCCAGCAGCCCCUGGACUUGGACAGGGCCACGCCCCUCCUGCUGCACGAAGUCUCCUCCUUCCUGCAAAGGAAUAAGCACGGGCCUUUCCUCCUCUUCGUCUCCUUUCUGCACGUCCAUGUUCCUCUGGUCACCACCAAAGGCUUCCUAGGGAGGAGUCGUCACGGGUUAUACGGGGACAACGUGGAGGAGAUGGAUUGGAUGGUGGGACACAUCCUUGACACGUUAGACCAGGAAGGUCUGGCCGAUCGGACCCUCGUCCACUUCACCUCGGACCACGGGGGAUGCUUGGAGUCUCGCCUGGGAACCAACCAAUAUGGAGGCUGGAAUGGAGUCUACAAGGGAGGCAAAGGCAUGGGCGGCUGGGAAGGGGGCAUCCGUGUCCCCGGGAUCUUCCGGUGGCCCGGGGUGCUACCUGCCGGUCGAGUGAUCCAGGAGCCCACCAGCCUGAUGGACGUGUUCCCCACCGUGGUCCAGCUGGGGGGCGGCCAGGUGCCCCAGGACAGAGUGAUUGACGGCCGGGACCUGCUGCCCUUGCUCCUGGGGACCGCUCAGCACUCGGACCACGAGUUCCUGCUCCAUUACUGCCAGAGGUUUCUGCACGCAGCCCGGUGGCAACAACGGGACCAGGACCGAGCAACCCUGUGGAAGGUGCACUUUAUGACGCCCAUCUUCCAGCCAGAGGGUGCUGGAGCCUGCUACGGGAAAGUGGUCUGCCCCUGCAUCGGGGAAGGAGUGGUCCAGCACGACCCGCCUUUGCUCUUUGACCUCUCCAGAGACCCCUCUGAGUCUCACGUCCUCACGCCCGACUCCGAGCCCCGGUUCCACCAAGUGGUGGGCAGAGUCCGGCAGGCCGUGGAGGAGCAUCAGCGGUCACUGGGCACUGUUCGCCAGCAGCUGGGCACCCUGAACAACCUGUGGCGGCCGUGGCUGCAGCCCUGCUGCGGCCCCUUCCCCCUGUGCUGGUGCGACACAGAGGACCAAGGGCAGUGA